CAAUUGCUUAAAAAACCAUAUAACCUGAACAAAUAACUAUUAUUCUUAUUAUAAAAUGAAUAAAUUAACGUCUUAUAGUAUAAAAGAAAUUCACAAGUCGUUCCGUGAUAAACUUUUAACACCAACAAGUUUUAUUGAUUUGUCUAUUCAACGUGUAAAGCAGACGAGAGAUUUAAACGCUUUUAUUGUUUUAACGGAUGAAAUAGCCGAAAACCAUGCAAUUGAAAGUGAAAAACGGAUAUAUAUUGAAAAGAAAAGCUUACCCUUGGACGGCAUUGCAAUCGCUAUAAAAGAUAACUUUUGUACUAAAAAUAUACAUACAACCUGCGCUUCGAAUAUGUUAAAAAAAUUUGUACCCACAUACAAUGCAACAGUUUAUUCUCGACUCAUCAAUUCUGGCGCGUGUCUUAUUGGAAAAUCGAAUUUAGACGAAUUUGCAAUGGGUUCAGGUACCGUAGAUUCAAUUUUCGGUCCCACUCGCAAUCCAUGGUGUAACAGUGAAGAUUGGAGAAUAUCAGGCGGUAGUUCAGGAGGCAGUGCUGUAGCUGUGGCAACUGGUGCUUGUGUAGCUGGCAUAGGUUCUGACACAGGUGGAUCAACUAGAAAUCCUGCUGCUUUAUGUGGAGUUGUUGGUCUUAAACCUACUUAUGGCUUAGUUUCAAGAUAUGGACUUAUACCUUUAGUUAAUUCUAUGGAUGUGCCGGGUAUUUUAGCAAGGAGCAUUGACGAUUUGACCAUGAUAUUGAAUUGUGUAGCUGGACCUGAUAAAUUAGACUCGACAACCAUAAAGAAACCAUUUAAACCUGUUAAAAUUGAUGAUAAUAUUGAUAUGUCUAAAAUUAAAAUUGGUAUACCAAGUGAGUAUUAUUGUGAAGGUAUGAGUGAAGAUGUGUUAGACGUAUGGAGAUGCGUUACAGAUAUGUUAGAGAAAGAAAAAUGUCAAAUCAGUAGAGUUUCGUUACCCCAUACAUCAGUCUCAAUCGCUGUGUAUUCAAUAUUGAACCAGUGUGAAGUAGCGAGUAAUAUGGCAAGGUAUGAUGGAUUAGAAUAUGGAUUAAGGGCAGCCGAAGAUUAUUCCACAGAAGAGUUGUAUGCUUCAACACGGUCAGAAGGAUUUAAUAAUGUUGUUAGAUCCAGGAUAUUUGCUGGUAAUUACUUUUUAUUGACAAGAAAUUAUGAAAAAUAUUUUCUAAAAGCUUUAAAGUUGAGAAGAUUAAUAGCAGAUGAUUUCAAUCAAGUUUUCAAUGGAGAUAACUCAGUAGAGUUACUUUUGACACCAACAACAUUAUCGGAAGCUCCUUUAUAUAAAGAUUUUACCUCAACACAUAACAGAGAUCAAUGUGCCUUACAAGAUUAUUGCACACAACCUGCUAAUAUGGCUGGGAUACCAGCCAUUUCGAUACCAAUCAGAUUAUCAAAGAAUAAUAUGCCUUUAUCUAUACAGCUAAUGGGGCCAUCUUUAUGCGAGGAAAUAAUGUUAAAUGUAGCCAAGAAAAUUGAAAGUUUAGUUGACUUUCCAAAUUUAAAAAUGUAAUUUAUGAUUAUAAUGAGUAUUAUUAUAU
Messenger RNA from Nymphalis io (European peacock), 1562 nucleotides. Its product is annotated as glutamyl-tRNA(Gln) amidotransferase subunit A, mitochondrial-like. Gene Ontology annotation, molecular function: glutaminyl-tRNA synthase (glutamine-hydrolyzing) activity. Bases 56 to 1534 code for a protein of 492 amino acids. The record is from RefSeq and is a predicted model, not a curated record. Gene Ontology annotation, biological process: mitochondrial translation; glutaminyl-tRNAGln biosynthesis via transamidation. The transcript has a single exon. Gene Ontology annotation, cellular component: mitochondrion; glutamyl-tRNA(Gln) amidotransferase complex. Lineage: Eukaryota; Metazoa; Arthropoda; Insecta; Lepidoptera; Nymphalidae.